Triticum aestivum (bread wheat) is the source of this 312-nucleotide messenger RNA. Its product is annotated as stress-response A/B barrel domain-containing protein At5g22580-like. Lineage: Eukaryota; Viridiplantae; Streptophyta; Magnoliopsida; Poales; Poaceae. Bases 1 to 312 code for a protein of 103 amino acids. The transcript is spliced from 2 exons. The record is from RefSeq and is a predicted model, not a curated record.
AUGGAGUUCAAGCACCUGUGCCUGGUAAGGUUCAAGGAGGGCGUGGUGGUGGACGACAUCAUUGAGGAGCUCACCAAGCUUGCCGGGGAGCUCGACACCGUCAAAAUCUUCGGGUGGGGAAAAGGCGCGUUGAACCAGGAGGCGCUCACGCAUGGCUUCACCCACGUCUUCUCCAUGAGCUUCACCAGCGCCGAUGACCUGGUGGCGUGCAUGGGCCACGAGAAGCACUCUGCUUUCGCCUGCCACGCUGGCCACACCGACAACAGCGAGGCAGUUUUUGGUUCCUCAUCAAGCAGCAGCCGCCGCCCCUAG